AGGCAGAGGGUGGAACUGACAGAGGGGGUGAGGCUGUCAGAGAGGGGAAAUGAAGCAGUAAGCAAGAUUGGCUGCACCAGAGAUCCAGUCUGUGCACAGCUUGUGUCCUGAAGAACUGCAGAAAGGAAGGAGCUUGUAGGGACAACAGGAUAUCACUGAAGCCUUGUGUUUCCACCUUAUCGUUUUCAUCUAUAACCGGACGGUACUGGAUAAUUCAUAAGCCUCUCCCUCCAGCUCUGCGUGUGGAGAGAGAGGGGGACUGCGAGCACUCCACCAUGUGUCCUGCUGCUGUCAAUGCAGGUGUUCUGUGGCUGCUGGCUCUGCUCGGCUCAGGCCUGUCUCCGGUCCAGGCCUCGGGCUUCAGUCAGUGCAGCCACAGCUUCUACAGACAGAGCCCGCCCCAGGGCAGCUACGGCGGGCCCCUAAAGCCGCUGUGCCACUCGAGACCUGAGGGACAGUCGUUCGCCACUUUGUACCAGCCGAUCUGCGGCAGCCCUGUCUACUCUGCCUUCCAUCUGAGCAGCGGGCCGACGGCUAGCGCAGCAGAAGAAGCAGAGCCUGUGAUUAAAGACGAUGAAAGUGUCAAUGUGGUGGUCCCGGCUCUGCUCACAGGGGACAGUGACAAGCCAGAGCUGUCUCCUGAGGUCUCCCAUCUGCAGGAAUGGGACUCAGCCGUCACCGCUCUAGUCCAAACGAACGUCGCCCCCCAGUGUCAAACCUCGGGGGGCGAGCUGUACGUCCUGACCGGAGCCGGGCGACUCGGGACUGAUGGAAUAGAACAGUGUGACAUGAAGCCGCUGUGGUCGGCCGUCUGCUGCGCCGCUCCAGAGGGAAAAGACAGCUCCAGCGUGGCCUUUAUCAGAGACGCAGAGGGAGGGCAGAAGCAAGUGUCUGUGAAGGAGCUGGAGGAGCUGUUAGGCGUGACGGAGCUGUUCUCUGAGGGCUGCGGAGGACAGGACGGAGGAGUUAUCGCAGACAUUUCUCAAAGCGAAGCCCAGACUUUGAGCGCGGUAGCUUCAGAGGCGGCUACGGAAGAAGAUUUAGUAAGUAACGAAGAGAAUACGGCCCAGAGUGACCCGACUCCUGACACAGAAUCAACCAGCGAGCAGACAGAGGGCAGCACCGAGUCUCAAGCGUCUACAGUCGCUGAAGUCGCCGCUGAAGAAAAAGCUACAGUCGCUGAAUCGGCAAAAGCAGAUCAAAUUUCACCUGACGAGGAAGAAUCAGCAGUGACAUCCUCUGAGUCUAAGUCUAGGUCUAUUCCAUCAGACGCCCCUUUGGUCUUGGAGCGGGUGGAGGAGCAGGAGGAAGACGAUAACUCCACCAGUGCGUUUUUCUACAUCCUCUCCACCACUCUGUCCAUCCUCAAGGCCCCUCUGCGUCCGGUGGUGUCGACGAUCACUGAACUCCCAGGGCAGGUGUCGUAUGUUCUUCAGGAGGAUCUGGGAGUCCUGUCUGCUUUGCCUGGAGACACUUACUCCGUCUUCCACCUUCUGAUCUCAGACGUGUUUUCUGGAAUUGGCUCGGCUUUCCGGCUAGUUUACGACGUAGGAGAGGCGUGCUUCUCCCGAAUUUACUAUUGCGCUUCCUCAAUGGGGGGAGCGCUGUUCAGUAGCUGUUACACUGGAGUAACUGGGAUUGGAACGUUAGCUGGUGACACUCUGGGAAUUUUUGGUGACAUGUUAGAUAAUUCCUGGUGGGUGACGAAGUUUUUUGGAGGUAGGUUAGUGGAGCAGAGCGGGGACUACGUCGGGACCGUUGUGGGAGAGUUGGGGAGCCAGACCAGCGCUGUGGGAAGUGGGUUUGGAAAACUAGCAUGGAAAAGUGGGAAUGGGGUAGGAUAUUGUUUUAAAGUUGUAUGGAGGGUUUUUAAAGGGGUGUUUGAUAUUAUAUUUGCCAUACUCGGAGAUACUUUCGAACGAGACAGAAAUCAAGAGACACUGGACAUCAUUCCCGCUGUGCUUCCGGAGCAAACGGACUAAAGACGUGUUCAGUUUUCAAAGGGUUGCAAAGAUAAUUUACUGUGUCAUAAAGGAAGAAUUCGGGCUGCGUUCACACUCAUCUGGGUUUGGUUUUGUUUUGGUUUUGGUCAUGGUUUGAUCUUCUUCUUAUCCUGGUUAAUCCUGGUCUAGUCCUGGUUUAGUUCCGGGUUUAUUUGUAAAAGCCAAAGUUAAAUCUGUCAACUGGACAAAACGUCUUCAGUCCUACAGCGUUUCGUCCAGUGAGAUUUAACUUUAGCUUUUUACUAUGGAUCAGACCUGACUGUGUGUGUGUGUGUGUGUGUGUGUGUGUGUGUGUGUGUGUGUAGGGGGUGUGUUUGUUUGUGUGUGGGGUGUGUGUGUGUGUGCUCGUGUGUGUGUUAUAGGGACCAAAAUCUGCACACACAUUUAUUUGGGGAACAAAAACCACAUAAAUCCUUUAUUAUUAGAUCAACAACAUGGUUUAAAGUUCAGACAUAAGUUAAAAUAGGUUAAGGUUAAAGUUUAGGUUAAGUUUAGGCAAUAGUAACCAUGGUAACGAAGGGCCCAUAUUACACUAUUUUCUGAUCUAUGUUAUAUCGUUUCCUCAUCAAAAACAUACCCAGACUUGGUUUUGUUUCAUUCACACAUGUUGUUUAAUUUAAGCUGAGUUCUUCUCUCAGACAGAAAACACUCUGUCCCACCUUGUGAUGUCAUCAUGUGGCAAUACAGGAAGUGCUCCACUGUGUUUUUAAACUCCACACACCUUCAUUUCUAGAAUCAUUUGAAUCAUUGCAGCUCUGGAAUGGACAAUCUCUACUGAACUAAAGGUAAAAGGAGCUGUUAACAUGAAAACUACCACUUGAUGACAUCACAAAGUGGAACAGAGCAUUUUUAGCUUUGGAGAUGUAGACAGAUUAAUAAAGUGUUACUCAAAUAUGUGUGAAUGAAACAAAAGCACAACUCCAGAUCUGUUUUUGAGGAGGGAGCAACAUUCUAUAACAAUUUUGCAUAAUAUAAAACUUUUAAGGUUAGAAUUUGUGUCCAGGAAAUAAAUGUAUAAGUCGAUGCAAUGUGCCUAAGAAAUGGAAACCCAAUGUGUGUGUAGGUGUGUGUGAAAGUGUGAACGCAGCCUUAUUUCACUUCAAAUGAGGAGACAUAAACAGAACCUGCUUAGCUAAACACACUGUGAUUCCUGUGAAAUUUGCUCCUAGUGUUAAAACUUUAAGCAGGCUGCAUACGUGAACUUUUAUUUGUUUUGCUGCAAGGAUUGGGACAGCAAAUGAACUGAUCAAAAUGACUCUGGAACAGCACUUCCUCGAUGAAUGUCUUAAUAGAUUCUUGUUUACAAACUGUUCUUCGUGUUGCCUUUUGCAUUUGGAUAAAGAACUGAACGAAUCAUCAGGA
This is a messenger RNA of Periophthalmus magnuspinnatus, 3365 nucleotides long. RefSeq lists its product as uncharacterized. The coding region runs from base 276 to 1982 and encodes 568 amino acids. The transcript is spliced from 3 exons. The record is from RefSeq and is a predicted model, not a curated record. Lineage: Eukaryota; Metazoa; Chordata; Actinopteri; Gobiiformes; Gobiidae.